AUGAUGACCUCGAGCUACUGGAGCGAGAGCAGCAGCAGCAGCUGCGGGCACCAGCAGCGGCCCGAGCCUCUGCAGAUUCCGUCCAGCUUGCAGUGCCAGCCCCAGCAGUACCACUGUUACCGCCAGGCGAGCCAGCCGCAGCCACAGCCCGACAAGAACGUGGUGUACGAGAGAGUGCGGACCUACAGCGGCCCCGUGAACAAGGUGGUGCAGGCUCUGGACCCCAUUGGCUCCCCGGCCGAAGUGCUCUCUCCUCUCAAAGCUUCCUCCUCCUACCAAAACUUGGUGUGGAGCAGCGACCAUUCCCAGGAACUCCAUUCUCCAACAUUAAAAGUAGCCACUUGUGCCCCGAAUACUCUGCAUGUGACCCAUAAUAUUGAACAGGAUCUCCAUUCUCCAACAGUGAAAGUGACUACCUAUCCACAGACCACCAUACGGAGAUAUAUAGUCCAAAAUCCUGAUCAGGAACCCCUGUCCCCAUUUCUAAGAGGAGGGAAUUUUUUCCCGGGAAAUAAUGUCAUUUAUGAAAAAACAAUAAGAAAAGUUGAGAAGUUAAAUCCUGAUCAGGAAUGCUACCCCCAGAUUCAGUGCCAACAUCAUGUCAUACAACAGCCCCAGAUUGUACAGACUCAGCUCUGCCAGCCUCUGCAUUCCAACCAGCAAACUCAAGUCAUCACUGGAAGUACUGGAAGUGAACUGUGCUACAGCGGGUCACAGCCAAGCCACGAGCAGGUUAUAGUCGUUCAGGAUGAUGGCCCCGAAAAACUGGACCCCAAGUAUUUCGGAGAACUACUUGCCGACCUGAGCCGCAAGAAUACAGACCUGUAUCACUGCUUACUGGAGCAUUUGCAAAAAAUAGGAGGAAGUAAACGGGACUUUGACUCUACAGAUGAGUCAGAAGAUAUCGAAGCUUUGAUUCCAAAAGGGCUGUCAGAGUUUACAAAACAGCAAAUCCGAUACAUCCUGCAGAUGAGAGAGAUGUCAAACAAGUCACAUCGGCUGGUAUUGUCCACCUUCAGCAAUAUUCGGGAGGAACUUGGUCAUCUCCAGAAUGACUUGGCAGCACUAGAAAAUGAUAAGAUGAGACUCGAGAAAGAUUUAGCAUUCAAAGAGACUCAAAUAAAGGAGUACGAAGCACUCUUGGAAUCUGUGAGAGCUAAUAACCGCCAACAGCAGCAAGGACUCCAAGACUCUAAUUUAAAGUGUCGGACCUUGGAGGAAACCAUCCUCUCUCUUCGACAUGGCCAGUCAGAUAUGGAAUAUCGACUAAAGGAAUUGGAAUACUGUAAAAGAAAUCUGGAACAAGAGAAUAAAAGCCUUAGAAUACAGGUAUCUGAGACCUGUACAGGCCCCAUGCUACAGGCUAAAAUGGAUGAGAUUGGGAGCCAUUACAUGGAAAUGGUAAAGAACCUGAGAAUUGAGAAGGAUAGAGAGAUCUCCAAGCUAAGGGCUCAACUGAACCAGUUUCAAAAGGAUGUUUCAAGAAGGGAAGGAAGUUGCAGUGACUACCAGCUCAAGCUACAUGAACUGACAAGCUUGCUAGAAGAAAAAGAUUGCCUGAUAAAGCGGCAGUCAGAGGAACUCUCCAAAUUGAAGCAAGAAAAAUAUUCAUCCCACAAUCAGACCUCAGGAGCUGGAAGGACUACUAUCACGACCACUAAAAAAUACCGAACCCAAUAUCCAAUUCUGGGGCUCCUUUAUGAUGACUAUGAAUACAUUCCCCCAGGCAGUGACACCCAGACCAUCGUCAUUGAAAAGACAGAAGACAAAUGGACUUGUAGUGAAAGGAAUGCUACAGAUGAGAUAUGUAGACCUGUAGAAGACCUCUCCGGUGAUGGUGUGCUUUACUGA
Messenger RNA from Gracilinanus agilis (Agile Gracile Mouse Opossum), 1851 nucleotides. It is a transcript of the gene POF1B, whose product is annotated as POF1B actin binding protein. Gene Ontology annotation, molecular function: actin filament binding. Gene Ontology annotation, biological process: bicellular tight junction assembly; epithelial cell morphogenesis; actin filament organization. The record is from RefSeq and is a predicted model, not a curated record. Bases 1 to 1851 code for a protein of 616 amino acids. The transcript is spliced from 16 exons. Lineage: Eukaryota; Metazoa; Chordata; Mammalia; Didelphimorphia; Didelphidae. Gene Ontology annotation, cellular component: bicellular tight junction; actin filament; adherens junction.